Molecule: messenger RNA, 1385 nt
Organism: Dendrobium catenatum
Lineage: Eukaryota; Viridiplantae; Streptophyta; Magnoliopsida; Asparagales; Orchidaceae
Exons: 3
Coding region: 37-1224 (395 amino acids)
Source: RefSeq, a predicted model, not a curated record
UACAAAAAUACACAACUCAAGCUCCCAUUCCAAAAAAUGGACUCCCAAAACCCCACGCGUCCCCUACUCUCCACCGCCACCACCAACUCCGACGAACAAUUCCUCCUCCGCUUCCACUCCAGCCUCAAAUACUGCGCGCUCGACCACUCCUCCUCCCUCUCCCGCACCAUCUCCUACCUCACUUUCCUCACCCUCACCGUCAUAAUCCCCAUCUCCUACUCCCACCUUCUCCACACCGCCGCCUCCUCCCUCCUCUCCGAACUCCCCGAAUCCAUCCUCGCCAUCAUCUCCUUCUUCACCCUCUCCUCCUCCUUCCAACACCUCCUCCUCAAUGGCCUCCGCCAUGACUCCCCCGCUGUCCGCCGCGCCUACACCCGCGAAAUCGACCGCGCCUUCCGUCACCUCGCUGCUAUUCUCCUCCCCUCCUUCGCCGUCCAACUCGCCCACAAAACAUUCCUCUUCGCCUCUCCGGCUGCCGCGCAGCCGUGGAAGGCUGCGGCACUGGCCGCCGCACUGGCUUCCUGGGUUUAUCGGACCGGGGUUUUCCUGCUCGUCUGCGUUUUCUUUAGAAUGACGUGCGAGCUUCAAAUUCUGAGGUUUGAGGAGUUUUAUAAGAUGUUUGAACAGGGAAGUGGGGCGGUGGCUGAGGUUGAGGCGGAGGCGGUGAUGUUUAGAGAGCAUUUGAGGAUAAGGAGGCUGUUGAAGGCUAUGAGUCAUAGGUAUAGGAUAUUCAUAAUUGGGUGUGUGGUGACUAUUACGGUCAGUCAGUUGGGAGCUUUGGUGAUAGUAUUCGCUACCAAAGGUGACAGGAAUUUCUGCAAUUCAGGUGAUCUCGUGGUAUGCUCGGUUGUUCAGCUGAGCGGUUUUUUGAUGUGUUUAUUUGGAGCGGCAAGAAUCACCCACAGAGCACAGAGAGUGGUCUCAAUCGCAAGCCGAUGGCAUAUGAUCAUGUCCUCUUCAUCCACCACCAAAUUGGAAACAAUCGUCAAUCAUGAUGAAUCAGACGGUGAAGAUUGCGAGUCAAAAAAUUCCUUCCAACCUCUAAUUUCACAAACACGUUCCAGUUUCGAGUCCCGACAAGCUUUAGUGACAUAUUUGCAGCAUAAUGGUGGCGGGAUCACAAUAUUUGGUUUUGCUCUGGAUAGGGGUUUGCUUCACACUCUCUUCGCGUUUGAGAUGACAUUGGUUUUGUGGAUUUUGAGCAAAGUUGUUGUUCUUUCUUAAGUGUUAGUAUUAUUAUUAUAUUUUACCAAGAAUAUUUAUAUAUAACAUACCAUGAUUCAAUGCAAUUCCAUGUCAUGAAAUCAUUCUUGUAUUUUGCUUAUUUAGAAAUUUGACAUUUGACGUAAUAUUUUAUAAAACAAGAUCCAACAAUAAAGUUGACU